Molecule: messenger RNA, 1839 nt
Organism: Spizellomyces punctatus DAOM BR117
Lineage: Eukaryota; Fungi; Chytridiomycota; Chytridiomycetes; Spizellomycetales; Spizellomycetaceae
Exons: 9
Coding region: 568-1704 (378 amino acids)
Source: RefSeq, a predicted model, not a curated record
UGGGAGGGAAAUCAAAAGUGUUGAACUGUGCCCCACAUUACGGAAAGCGUGUUACUGUUUCUGUCCGAUAUCCGGACUGUAAAGGUGUGCAAGAUGUAUGGUUGAUUUCAGGACAUGAUUAGUGAAUGUGGUGGCAUUGGAGAAAGUACUAUCUUUCGCGUUGGGGGACCGAGUCCGAAAAUGUCUCUUGCAGUCCCACGCAGGGGGAUCUAGGCGGGCCACAUAUAAAAGGCGCAUCGGUUUUCUCUCCCCCCCAGCUUUCUUCUACCAUCGUUUCGUUAUUUUUUCAUUGCAUUUCUGCUUUUGUGUCGUUGGGUUGGGCGUUUCGUUCAUUCGUGCAUUUGUUCGUUCGUUCGGGUUUUUGUUCGUUCGUUCGUUCGUUUCUUUGUAGAGUUUUAGUGUUUUUUUUUUCAUUCGUUCGCUUGCGUGUGCUAUUAUUUCGUUUUCCCUACAUUCGUUACUUUUUUUCGUGUGGCCUUAUUCAUUCAUCCGUGUUACCGCAUUCGUUCGCUCGUCGCUUGCAUUCCAUCCCUCGCUUCUCGCUUCAUUUCAUUCUUUGGUUCAAUCAUGACUGUCGACAGGAAAGGAAAGAAGAGGGCAGCCUCACCCGACGCCGAAGAUGCCAUUGCUACAAUGAAGAAAAUUAAGAAGGAAUGCAUCACCUUUCAUCCUGAGGAGGUCACACUUUCCGAACUUCUCGGCGACGACGACCUCACCGCUACCGAAUUACGAGCACUCGCCGCGUACUGGGGCGUCAAAACCAAGGGCUAUACCCGGAGCAAGACUCGGCAACUCAAAGAAUCCAUCGCUAAUGCAAUGAUACGUAGCAUGAAGUGUCCUAAAGCUGGUUCUAGCGCAUCUGUCUCCGAGGAUGAGGAGGACGACGAUGACACUGAAGACGACGCGGCACCUGCUCCCCGCGACGUUGUGGCCAUCCUCUUUGAUGUCACGACUCAUAUCAAGACGCUUUCAAAGCUGAGCGCGGAAAAUUUCACCCGACAUGAAGACUCUAUCGUCGACUUGGCGGCCCGUGUUGAACAUUUGGAAGCCCAGGUCGUCGCAAACACUGAAAGUUUGACAGAUCAGAGCCGGCAGGUUACGGCUUUGAACGCCCAAAAUGAACAGAUCAAUGAGAGACUGAACAAUGCAGAGAGGCAGUGGGUUCGUACCCAUGAGAGGUUAAAUGAAACGGUGGAUCAAAUGAGUGCAAGCAUGGGGGAAAUCCGCAACCAGAUCGGUUGGAUGCAGCACACCACCCAAAACCAGCUUACGACUAUACAGGAAAUCGCACAACGCGAGCACCAAAACUUUGGAAAUGUCCUGAUGACCCUGAACACCAACCUUGCGGAUGUUCAGGCCAGGGUAACCACCAUGAGCAACGAAACAACUGGCCACUUGUUUGCCAUCAACCAUCACGGAUGCGGUCUUCUCAUCGCCAGCAUUUUACCCAACGUCAUGGCCUCAACGUCUACCAAUGUGAUCUUUAGCGCUGAGCCAGAAGAAUACUUUUUCUUUAUCAACCACAAGUGUACCGAAGAGCAACGCAACAGGAUUCUGCACAUGAUGCCGCGAGACGAGCAAAGCACCCAUAUUAGGUUCAUGGCAGUUUACGGAACGCUCAACAAUGUUCAUUGGGCUGUUAACCAGAUGAGGAACUGGCUCUCCAAGCCGUCUAGAGGCAAGGAGUGGAUUGUGCCGCUGUAAAGACUUUUUAUGUACAAAAGUAGUGCGCAGUUUAUUUUGUUGGUUUGGAUGAGGUGGUUGGGAGGGGAUAUUUUCUUGUCGAUACCGUUGUAAUUGUAAAGGUCCAGUACUAGUACCAGUAUCCUUAUGUCUUUC